AUCAAUCAAUCUUCUAUUGGGUUGAGAUGAGAGAAAGAAAAGAAGACAGAGUGGGGGGCAUCAUCCAUGUCAGCUCUCCUAUCAACGAAGCCUUUCUUCAACCUCCUCUUCAACAACAACAAUAUCUCUCUGCGUCCAAUAAGAAAACCUCUUCCCAGCCUGCUCGUUUCUUCUUCAAAUCCUCUCUCCACCACUCUCAGAUACAGCAGCAGUUCACUCUUGUCCGUUGCUCCUGUAGAAGCAGUCUUAUUCGAUAUCGAUGGUACUUUAUGCGAUUCAGAUCCACUCCACUACUAUGCCUUCCGCGAUAUGCUUCAAGAGGUGGGUUUCAAUGGAGGAGAAUCAAUAACUGAAGAAUUCUUCAUCCAGAAUAUUAGUGGCAAGCAUAAUUCAGAACUUAGUCGUCUCCUACUUCCUGAAUGGGAAUUUGAAACAGCCAUGAAGUUUAUGGAAGACAAGGAAGCAUACUUCCGAAGAUUAGCAUCAAAGCAAUUGGAACCUGUAGAUGGACUACACAAGAUGUUAAAAUGGGUUGAUGAUUUAGGUUUGAAACGAGCUGCUGUGACUAAUGCUCCUAAGGAAAAUGCGGAGCUCCUCUUAUCAAUGUUAGGUUUGACAGAUUUCUUCAGCAUGGUUGUACUAGGAAAUGACUGUGAUCGAGCCAAACCUUUCCCAGAUCCUUACUUGAAGGCUCUUGAAGGACUCCAGGCAUCCCCUUCGCACACAUUUGUGUUUGAGGACUCGGUUUCUGGAAUAAAAGCAGGGGUGGCUGCUGGAAUGCCGGUGGUGGGUAUAGCGUCGAGAAACCCAGCAAAUUUACUGUUAGAAGCUGGGGCGGUUUUUGUGAUCAAAGACUUCAAUGAUCCCAUACUAUGGACUGCCUUGGAAGAGACAGCAAAACUAACAUGAAUGAUAUGAUUCAUGAAAGUCUGAUCAUUCUUUCAAUCAUUAAAAUGAAAUCAAUGUGGAAAACUUGUACAUGAAUUUCACUUUGUUUAAUUAUGUUCUUCAUAUUUAUA
Impatiens glandulifera is the source of this 1019-nucleotide messenger RNA. Its product is annotated as haloacid dehalogenase-like hydrolase domain-containing protein Sgpp. NCBI's taxonomy places the organism in Eukaryota, Viridiplantae, Streptophyta, Magnoliopsida, Ericales, Balsaminaceae. The transcript is spliced from 5 exons. The coding region runs from base 67 to 909 and encodes 280 amino acids. The record is from RefSeq and is a predicted model, not a curated record.